This is a messenger RNA of Protopolystoma xenopodis, 165 nucleotides long. The record is from the annotation of a GenBank genome assembly. NCBI's taxonomy places the organism in Eukaryota, Metazoa, Platyhelminthes, Monogenea, Polystomatidea, Polystomatidae.
GAGGGGCCGAAAGAAUUGACAGAAGGAGAGGCGCCGGAAGAGGGUGUUGGCGCUGGAGUGCUUUCCACACUUUUUGCUUUGGAGAGACGACUCGGAAAGUGGAAGCGAAAGUGGCUUCCUAGGCCGGUGGAGGUGGUGCCGUUAGGCAGUCUGGAGGAAGCCUAA